This is a messenger RNA of Kalmanozyma brasiliensis GHG001, 855 nucleotides long. RefSeq lists its product as uncharacterized. The record is from RefSeq and is a predicted model, not a curated record. The transcript has a single exon. NCBI's taxonomy places the organism in Eukaryota, Fungi, Basidiomycota, Ustilaginomycetes, Ustilaginales. Bases 1 to 855 code for a protein of 284 amino acids.
AUGGAGCCGGCGGGCGAAGUGACAAUCAUCAAGGCUAUACUGUCUCAAGAAUUCGCCGCUCUUCCCGUUUCCCUUGUAUCCCUCAAGCUCAAGACGGGGUUCAAACGCAUCGAAUGGAAUGACGACAGUCUCGCCGCCGCCUUGCUUCGGAACAGAUGGGAUGAUAGCGUGAACUUCAGCGCCUUCUUCCAAUGUCCGGCCGAGACUGAGCAGCAUUUAGCCGAAGUUAUCCGGAGAACCUACGGCUACGAAGGUGUCCAAUACGUCACAGCAUCGACCACCACCACUUCCGACUGCGUCGCCGAGCCUGGUGAUUCACAGGCCACGUACCGAUCGCCUAGUCGCGAAGCGACUCUGGAAGAUCCUCAGACGAUUCCUCACCCACCCGCCGCCACCGCCUUGCCCGAUGCCACGACGGUCCAGUUCAGCCCAGAUGCAUGGUCUCAAUACGUCGGACCUCGCAACCGAACGGCUGUGCGCAUGCCGGAGCGCGCCGCCUUUCUCAGUCGGUGGAGACACAGACCACGCCACGAUGGAGAGACAUACAACAUCAUUGGCACAAUCGAUCGCAUCUCCCCUUUCGCGAUCAAAGAGGACUCGGUCAAGCUUUGGCAGCUCCGUUUCGAUGAAGGUUACGCGGUCUAUUGCUGGUUGUUCGCCCUUCCGACUUCGACUAGAUCGGAACGACACGAGCUACAGGGUCUGAAGCCCGGAGACGUUAUCGCUUGCUUUAACGUCAAAGGCUCGUUGGGGGGCGCGCUGAUCACCAACGAAAGCGAGAUCUUUGUCGCCGUCAAUGAGGCUGAAGGCAGACGCUGCGUGGCCGAAGCCAACCCCGCCGAAGCAGACCCCUGA